AUGCAGUACGCCUCGACAGAGCACGCGCGCGGUGCGGCCGCGCAGAAUCUUGCGAUCGAGGGCAAUCAGCCACAGGCAGUCCAGGCGGUGGUGGUCCAAGCUCAGCCAGCGUCGUCGGCUCAGGUGAUGGGGAUACCCCAAGCAGGGCUGACUCAGGCGGCGCCAGCUCAGGUCGUGCCUGCGCCAGGUCAGGCAGUGAUGUACGCAGCCCCGAAGCUUGUCAUCGAGCAUGGGUUCGGGGACAAUCCCCAGCCGCACCAGUGCCAGUGGUGCAACGUCAGCAUGGUCACUCGGGUGGAGAAGCAGCCCAGCUGCGGUACGCACCUAGCGGCCCUGGGCGUGGUCGUGGAUUUGUUUUGUCGGUGGUACUUGUGGAUGUUGUUUGAUUCCCUACUGCGUUGA
Molecule: messenger RNA, 402 nt
Organism: Prorocentrum cordatum
Lineage: Eukaryota; Dinophyceae; Prorocentrales; Prorocentraceae
Source: the annotation of a GenBank genome assembly